Cladophialophora carrionii CBS 160.54 is the source of this 1293-nucleotide messenger RNA. RefSeq lists its product as uncharacterized. The record is from RefSeq and is a predicted model, not a curated record. The coding region runs from base 1 to 1293 and encodes 430 amino acids. The transcript has a single exon. NCBI's taxonomy places the organism in Eukaryota, Fungi, Ascomycota, Eurotiomycetes, Chaetothyriales, Herpotrichiellaceae.
AUGGACCCAUCAGCUCCCGGUGCCAGUCCAGGUUCAGCGCCGCACUCGCGAACUUCCUCGCUCUUCAAAGGAUUGGGGUUUCUCGUCGGUGAAGCAUUGAGGCAUGCGACAGAAAAAGCAGACGAAAGAGCCGCACUUGCAGAGUACCAAAGAAGAGCCGCAGCCGUGACCGAGGAAGUCAGGUUACAGGCUGAACGGCUUGAGGCACAAAGCAUUGCUGCUGCCCGAACUUCGCAAUCAGGUGAUUCUUCGCGAAUCGCAAAUACCACUGAUCGACCUUCAGAAGAAGAGGCUGCAGAAAUGGCUGCCACGUUACUCAGGAUACUCGACCCUGCGACAUAUCGCGUUACGUCGACACCGAGCCCAUCACCUCGGCUGGACUCUACAACGUCCGGCAUCGAAAGGACGUCCACUCCUGCUGGAUGGAGAUCGUACAGCUUUCCCAUUAUAGGAGUGACGGCAUCGCUGCCUGCCAAUCACACCAUUGUGGCUGGAGUUUCCGGACCAGCCAACAGGGUAUUGACUGUGCCUUCCGGUCGGGCUAAUGUCCCAUUCCACAUCUCUCUCAACGUGAUAUACUCCCACGACGGGAUCAACGAGCAUCGAGCACGACAGAGCCAGACCUGGGUAAACAAUGGUGGCAUGACGUUGACCUUGGUGUCAGGUGCACAACCUUUGGCACUUUCGUCUCCUGGCAUCACGGCGACAAGCAGCUGCCAUAGGGGCGAGAACCUGAAUACUAUAUACUCGGUUAUCCUUGGUUCCAACGCACACAACAAUGGCGUGUAUCUCUGUGGCAACAGUCCCGGUGCAGAUGCAAACGCUAUGCGAGCGAUGGUCAACACAAUCGCCCGCAGUAUCCGCUUCCUCUCGCUUGAAACGACCAACGUGGCGUCUCAUGCACUUGUCGGGUCCUACACAAAGUCCGGGUCGGAGAGCUCCACCAGCAACUACGCGCGGGUCUCGCGCCACGAGACGAUUUCCCUAUACCUUUUCAGCGAUGGCUUCUACCUUCUCUCCAUUUUCACGAAGUCGUUCGGUUUCGCCGCGGGCAUUUCGGGGAUAUCCACCUCCGAUACCAAGAAUGAGAGUGGCUUCUGGGACACAAAGGGCUCGAAGCAACGUGGAACUGUGACACUCCGAGAACUGGGCGAUCAUCAAGAGGCUGGCGUCGAGCUCGGUGUUCGGGAAUGCCAGUACGAGACUGGUAGCUACGGCGUGAUCAUUCACCUGGGCAAUACGAUGCUACAGCGGAGGAUGGUUUUGAGGCUGCGGGAUUUUCAUUCUCUUUAA